AUGGCUUCUAAUUUGUUGAACAAUAAUCCUGCUGUUCAAUAUCUUUUACAACAAGCUGAUGAAUUAACGAAUUCAACAUUUAGAUCGUCUGCGACGGUUGUAGAUACGAGUGAUGAACAAUAUUUGACAUCAAAUGCAUUGAAUAUCAAUAAUCUUAAUAUCAAUGAUUUGUCAAACUUGAAUGAAUUAAAAAUUGAAGAAAUUGAUCAAGCAACAAUGAAUCAAAUUUCUCAAUCAUUAUCAUCAGCAAAUGCUCAUCAACAACAUCAAUUAGUUGAUCAAAUUGGUGCAAUCAACGUUUUAGUUGAUGGAUCAACCGGAACAGUAGCACCCAUAUCGAAUUAUUAUGGAGAAAUUUUUCGGGAUCCUAAUCCACCUCAAAUUAUACGACGACCACCAGCACACGGUCCAGUGACAUAUCGUCAAAAUGUUGUAGUACGCUUUCUUCAACCACCACCAGCACCAGCCCCAGGACCACUAAUUAUCAAAGAAGUUCGUCCACCACAACCACCAGCUCCACCACCACUUGUCGUUCGACAACGUGCACCUCCACUUCCAAUACCUCCUCCACUUAUUCUUCGAGAACGACCACCACGAAGACCUCCUCUAAUUCCUUCACAAACACUCAUAAAAAAAUUACCUCCAAUACCUGUUCCACCUCGAUCGGUUAUUAUUGAACGUUUUCCAGCAUUGCCUCCACGACCUCGUGAUGUUGCUAUCGAACGUUGGUUACCUUAUUCGAAAGAACCUCAACGACGUAAAAUCAUAACAUAUCGAGCUGCACCACCUCGUCCUUAUCCUCCACCACGCAAUAUAAUCAUUGUUUAUGAUCAAGCACAAGCAAAUGUUGUGCGUUCAAUACAAAAACUCGGCGUUCAACCACAAAAUCCUGAAGAAUAUAAACUGCGAUACGGAAAUACAUUAUUAGAUCCAUCAACAUUAGUAGCACAAGCACAACAUAUUGGAAUUGUUGAAGAUCUUAGUCCACCUUUAAUUGGUUACAAUCCACAAUAUCUAAAUAAUACUUCGGAGUACUUUUGGAACAAUGCCGAAACUAUAUUGAAACCUCACUAUGAAUAUCAAACAAUUGCAUGGGAAAAUCAAGCAGCAAAUAACAACAAUGAACAAGUUCAAGUUUUUUGGACUGAUCCUUACGAGCAUGUUUCUGUGACUCUUAAACGUCUUGGAAUUCAAGUGGAUUAA
Rotaria sp. Silwood1 is the source of this 1203-nucleotide messenger RNA. The record is from the annotation of a GenBank genome assembly. Lineage: Eukaryota; Metazoa; Rotifera; Eurotatoria; Philodinida; Philodinidae.